ACUUCACGUGCAUGACUCGCACUCGUUAAUCGGCGUUUUUCUGAUCUGCAUUAUCUGUGUGAAUCAGCACGAAGUAGAAAGAGUAGGACAAAAUUAAGUGGACAAAUUGGUCAAGAGUUGUUGCGAAUUCUCACAGAAGUCAACUUGGUCACAUCGCGGGGACAGAGAACCAAAAUCACAGUGGAAAACAGAAAGAGACAGGGAUAGCGGUAUCAGACAAAUAUGGGAAAAUCAUCAAAAGAUAAGAGAGACGCCUACUACCGUCUGGCAAAAGAAGAGGGAUGGCGAGCCAGAUCAGCCUACAAACUUCUCCAACUAGACGAAGAAUUCAACCUAUUCGAAGGAGUCACACGAGUUGUCGAUCUAUGCGCCGCACCAGGAAGCUGGAGUCAAGUACUCUCACGUGUACUCAUUAAAGGAGAGAAGUUUGGACGAGCAGGUUGGCAAGAUAAGCAAGCUGCCGCAAGAAGUUAUGUACUGGGUCUUGAUAAGAAAGAGUCAACUACGCAGGCUACCCCUCCAUCAGAAGUAAAAGUGGAGGACAAACCAAAACCUAGAGAAGGCGUACGCAUCGUAGCCAUUGACCUCCAGCCCAUGAGCCCCCUCGAAGGUGUAACAACAAUGCGCGCAGACAUCACUCACCCCUCCACCAUUCCUCUGAUGCUCAAAGCCCUGGACCCAGACACAUACGACCCCGCCGCACCUCAAGGCUCAUCCCCUGUUGACCUUGUCAUCUCGGACGGCGCACCCGAUGUCACUGGACUGCACGAUCUAGACAUAUACGUACAAAGCCAGCUCUUGUGGGCGGCGCUCAACCUCGCUCUCUGCGUGCUGAAACCUGGGGGCAAGUUCGUAGCGAAGAUCUUUCGAGGCAAGGAUGUCGAUCUGCUGUUCGCACAGUUGAAGAUCGUGUUUGAAAGGGUGCGUGUAGCGAAACCCAGGAGUAGUCGUGCAAGUAGUAUCGAGGCGUUCGUUGUAUGCGAGGGCUUUUGUCCACCAGAAGGUUUCACUGCUAGUUUGGACAAGCCGCUCGGCGCGGGGACGCAAUUACCUACCCCAGCACCUUCGGACACGCAGAAACAUGAGAAGAAGGUCACUCGACGUGUUCGAGAGGACGGGGCUACUGAGAUUGAUCUGGGUUCUGAGACUGAAGAUGAACACGACAUCGAGGAAGGCGGACAGCGAUGGAUAGCACCGUUCCUGGCUUGUGGUGAUCUAUCGGCGUAUGAUUCGGAUGCAACGUAUCACCUCCCUAAGGACAGGGUCAGUCUGGAUCCCGUGCAACCACCUACUGCGCCACCAUACAAGAGGGCGCUAGAGAUGCGGAAACUGGCUGGUGGUGCAUAUGGAAAGACAAAAGGGAGGGUAGAGAAGGAAGCGAAGUAAACGCUCAAUGCAGAUACCCUUACGCACUUAUUAGCGUCCAACAGUUUCUAUGCAAUUUGCAAAUUGCAUAGUUGUUGGCCUAAAGAACUUCCCCCCAA
Molecule: messenger RNA, 1484 nt
Organism: Alternaria alternata
Lineage: Eukaryota; Fungi; Ascomycota; Dothideomycetes; Pleosporales; Pleosporaceae
Product: uridine-2'-O--methyltransferas-like protein TRM7
Exons: 1
Coding region: 223-1386 (387 amino acids)
Biological process (GO): cytoplasmic translation; tRNA methylation
Cellular component (GO): cytoplasm
Molecular function (GO): tRNA methyltransferase activity
Source: RefSeq, a predicted model, not a curated record